UGAUUUAAUUCCACCAUUUUUAACAUUUUCCGGUGCAAGUUUCGACGUACGAACUGAGGGUUGUGCCAGGUGUCGCUUGAAACUUUAAAGUGUCCGACAAAGAUAGCAAGAGGACUUAUGUGUGAGAUCAGUCCACCAUCUAGAAUUGUGAACUACACGCGGGCGAAAUGGUACGGUUCGUCGGUCUAUCUUGAAGAUAUUAGAAUGGCAAUUUCCCAAAGAAAAUGCUAAUUGAAUUUUAUUGAUUUUCUUAAAAUAGGUAUGUGUAAAUUUCGCAAUUUUCCGGUGAAUUUUUCACGUAUUGUUGGCGGAAAUUCAACUGUAAGGAAUUUAAAGUUGUAGCCUUGCCAUGGGAGAUUGCCAUUUAAAUUACAACAACCCCACUUGCGAGGAAAAAUUCUGUAAAUAUUCAUACUCGAGCUGGUGUCCUACUUGCGAGAGGAACUCGCCGAGGCGUCGAUCGAAAAGCGAGACCAACAAUGAGUGCCGAAGAAAAUGCAGAGAAAUGAAAACUCUCUCCCCAAAAAAAUACACUCGCAGCCAGGAGUACGAAAAUAUGGAUUUGGAGCUCGACUACGACUCGAGGGAAUUCUGGUAUGAAGCGCCAAAGGAGAAUUAUCGCCACAUUCGAUCAAACCAGCUGUGCGAAUUGCCAACUUCUUACAUCACGAACAAUUGCCAAACUUCAAAAUUAUUACCAACUGAGUAUGCCGAUAAAAAUGUCAAAAAUUAUGAUCCACCACUGAAGAUGAAACAGGAAGACUUGUUCGAGGUCCUGAAGUAUGAAAAGGCUAAGCACCUGAAUGGUUUUGCGAAAAAGUCGCAAUCCAGAGAAGCGGCCAAACAACCGUACAAUUAUUAUGACAAUCAUUUAAGUUUCGAUACGAGCACUUAUUUUGAUAAAAUUCGCGAUGCUUCGUCGUUGCAUGAACGGUAUUUAAAGGAAAUUGAAUCUGUGCGUGAACGAAUAGCUUUAUGGAAAAAUUGCAAGAAAGUUGAUGUAGAGGGUAGAAAUCAAGUAAAGUGUGUUUCGUUUUAUGCUGAUAGCACUUCCAAAGUCAUAGAGGUUAAUAGCAGACUGCAGCAUAAUCAAGCUAAGGGGGUUGAGGUGAUCAAAAAGGCAGAUCACUUUAAAAGUGCCAACUCAAAGUCUGUUAAUGAUAUCAUUUGCAUCAGUCAGAGCGAAAUUGGCCCAAGGCCCAAGAAAAUUGCCAUUAAAACGAAAAAGGCGAAUAUUAACAAGAUUAAGAAAAUUCCCUCCAGUAAGAUUUUGUCAAGUGCUAGCCAAAUUUCGGAGUUUGUGGAGAGUGACUACAGCGGUUCAGAUGAGAGCGAACCGGAGCUAGCUGAAGAAGUCAAUGGCGACGACGAGUCGGAAAGCCUCAGUGAGGCAACGUGUGUUCCAGACGCCGACGCCGAAAAUGCCGUUCUACAAUCGGAGUUGGGUGACGGCGACGCUAAAGGUUGGCCCGUACGUCCCAGCCUCUUCCCCCACAUCCCCCCGUACAUACGCUUCAGCACCCACGACGCCGAGAUUCCCGUCAAAGUGCCCGCCGGCCGUCGACUGUUCAAAUGGAAACUUAGCACAAUCACUCCGAUCGUCGUCCGUAAAACGUUAACGAAUUCUGGUUUUGCGAUGGUUAGAAGUGAGUUCAGUCGAGUGCCGUCGGUCGAGUUGCUUUCACAGUAUAACCUUUCAGAAUCGAAUCAGUGGUUAGGCACGUGGGGCAAGCACAUGAAAUCGCCGAUGUUCAAAACGCUCAAAGAAACGCAAAAACUCAACCACUUCCCCGGAACCUUCCAAUUGGGUCGUAAAGACCGGCUGUGGCGCAACUUCCAAAGACUCAUUAAUAAGUUCGGAUAUAAAGAAUUCGGUUUCAUUCCUCAGACGUUUAUUCUACCUCAAGAACUGAAAAUACUCAAGCAGAACUGGGAAUAUAAAAACGGAAGCGGAGAGGCGUGGAUCAUCAAACCUCCGGCGUUAGCGCGAGGUGUAGGCAUCAAAGUGAUAAACAAAUGGUCCCAGCUGCCAAAAAAAAUGUCAUUGGUUGUGCAAAAAUACAUUUCAAAUCCGUACCUGAUUAACGGGAGCAAGUUUGAUCUCAGAUUGUAUGUUCUGGUUACUAGUUUUAAUCCAUUACGCAUUUACUUGUAUCCUGAUGGUUUAGCAAGGUUUGCUAGUGCCAAAUAUAGCAGUGACGCUAAGGAUCUUAAGGAUAGAUAUAUGCAUUUAACCAAUUAUAGCAUUAAUAAGCUUUCCAGUCAAUAUACAGCUAAUGAGGACGCCAAUGCUUGUCAGGGACAUAAAUGGACCAUAACCAAGCUGCUCGAAUACAUGGCCAAACAAGGAAUCGAUACCAAAGCCUUAUGGAAAAACCUCCAAUCACUCGUGAUCAAAACGAUAAUCAGCGGCGAAGCCCCCAUCCAUCAGCUCUGCGAAGAAAACAUGUUGAGUCGUUACAAUUGCUACGAACUGUUCGGUGUGGACGUUCUCCUCGACGAAAACUUAAAACCUUGGCUGCUAGAGGUGAACAUUUCCCCAAGCUUGCACAGUUCGAGUCCUCUGGACGCUCACGUCAAAGGUCCUCUAGUCCAAAUGUUAUUCGAUCUCGCCCAAUUCCACUUCCCACCUAGACUGUCCCAAACCGUCCGCCAAAGCCCUCAGUGCUUCGAACCCAAGCUCUACACGACCGCAUUAACGAAGAAGGAACGCGAGAAACACAGACUUUUCGAGGCGUACGAAUGCCGGCAGGACUACAUGGAGGACAUCCUGCUGGAGCUAACCGGAGACGACGUCCGCAAGCUUACGCAGGCCGAGGACGAGAUGACCGUGAGGGGGAGAUUCGAGAGGAUUUUUCCCACGGCGCAGACGUACAAGUACCUCAAUUUCAUGGAAGUGAGGUACUACAAUCGGCUGUUCGAUGCGUGGGAGAACAAGUUCGAGAAGAAUAGACUGGGGGGUGUCAACCUGUUGAGGGCGCUUUGCGCCGAAAAAGUGCACUUAAAGGUUGCUCCGCAAAGCACUGUUCAUAAGAACUCGCACAAUAUGAGCCUUGGGUCUGUGAAUCUGCAACCAUCGAAGGAAGGUCAGAGUCGUCCGCUAGUAGAAAUUCUGCAAGAAGUAACAAUCGAAAACAAACCUAGUUGUAAUUCUGUUGUGUAAUUAAUACUAAAUGGAAUUUUUCAUCUAUUUUGGAGUCGUUUUGUUUUAAUGAAUUGUUUCUUGACGUGAAUGAGAAAAACACCAGCAUUUAAAACUGCCAAAUUUGUACGGUGUAUGAUAUUUUUCUUGUUGUUAAAUUAUUGUAGCCAGAUUAUUCCUUUUAUAUUUGCAUUUACAGCAAAUUCAUGUGUUUUUUUAAGUUUUUUUUAUUGAAUUAUUAGUACUGUAUUUUAGUCAAAAUAAACUAUUUCUCUAAUAGUGUUAACUGUUUUCGUCGUGCUCUGGGGCUUCACGGGGAAUUUCUAUCCUUUGCACUGUGACAUUCAGUUGCAUUCUUAUGUCUAGCAAAAAGCAAAGAAAAAUUAUGAAAAGGGGCACCUUCAAGCGUAAGGAAUAGCCCAGUUUCAGCAAAAACAUCAGCGGCUCGGCUAGCGGCAUCUAUAUUGAUCUGGAUGUUGGACGAUAAAUGAGUUUGAUUUUUA
Zophobas morio is the source of this 3645-nucleotide messenger RNA. Its product is annotated as tubulin monoglutamylase TTLL4-like. Bases 350 to 3163 code for a protein of 937 amino acids. Lineage: Eukaryota; Metazoa; Arthropoda; Insecta; Coleoptera; Tenebrionidae. Gene Ontology annotation, molecular function: tubulin binding; tubulin-glutamic acid ligase activity. Gene Ontology annotation, cellular component: cilium. The record is from RefSeq and is a predicted model, not a curated record. The transcript has 11 exons. Gene Ontology annotation, biological process: microtubule cytoskeleton organization; protein polyglutamylation.